This is a messenger RNA of Talaromyces stipitatus ATCC 10500, 762 nucleotides long. RefSeq lists its product as uncharacterized. The record is from RefSeq and is a predicted model, not a curated record. Lineage: Eukaryota; Fungi; Ascomycota; Eurotiomycetes; Eurotiales; Trichocomaceae. The transcript has 2 exons. The coding region runs from base 1 to 762 and encodes 253 amino acids.
AUGGCUGACUCUGAAGUCUAUAUAGGGAUACCAGAAGGCAUGGAUUUAGAUCCAAAGAAAUAUGUUUUGAAACUGCGCCGGUCUCUGUAUGGACUUAAACAAGCUCCGCGCAUCUGGUGGGAUAGGAUGACCUCAUUCCUAUUGAAAGCAGGCUUCUAUCAGUGCAAUGCUGAGCCAGCUAUAUUCAUUCGCAGCCUGGAUAACAAAUUCCUCAUACUCCUCCUAUUUAUCGAUGACAUCCUGCUAACUGGUGACCAGGACGCAAUUGAGGAAUUCGUCAAAGAAUGCUGCAAUGAAUUUAAAACUCAAGAUAUAGGAACACCUAGGCGCUUCUUAGGCAUCCAUAUUGAACAUCGGAAUGGCAAAGUGAUAUUGCAUCAGAAGGCAUAUAUACAGCGAAUUCUCGAGCGCUUCAACGCACCCACGAAUCCUAUUGCAACUCCACUUGAUCCUAAGCACCCACUUGUUGAGGCAACUAAUGCAGAAAGUCUAAACGAAACAGAUGCUUUGGAAUACCGUGCUGCAGUGGGAGCGCUAAUCUAUCUCAUGAUUUGUACGAGACCUGAUCUUGCAUUUGCACUUUCUCGCCUCUCCAAAUUUGUGCAGAAACCAGGUAUAAAGCAUGCCGCAGCGCUCAAGCGUGUACUUAGGUAUCUGGCUGGCACCCAGAACCUGGGCAUCGCCUACUACAAAUCAUACUCCAAUGACUCAGUCUUAUAUGGCUACAGCGACUCUAACUUUGCCGCUGAUUUGAAUAACUGA